This is a messenger RNA of Gadus morhua (Atlantic cod), 2991 nucleotides long. Its product is annotated as cholesterol 24-hydroxylase. The record is from RefSeq and is a predicted model, not a curated record. Gene Ontology annotation, molecular function: heme binding; iron ion binding; cholesterol 24-hydroxylase activity. NCBI's taxonomy places the organism in Eukaryota, Metazoa, Chordata, Actinopteri, Gadiformes, Gadidae. Gene Ontology annotation, biological process: cholesterol catabolic process. Bases 626 to 1864 code for a protein of 412 amino acids. The transcript is spliced from 15 exons.
CCUCCACAGCAUUGUGAACACCUCCACAGCAUUGUGAACACCAGAAACAGAUUGAACCCUUCUAAUAGCCUACCGAACUGCAUGAAACAAGUUAAAAUGGGUUUGUUUUACAUUCUGUCAAACUGGGCCUGUUAUGCUAUUUGCUAUAGUUUCCUUCUGAUUGCAGUUGCGUUCCUUGUAUAUUGUUUGUAUAUCAAACACAUUCACAUGAAAUAUGAUCAUAUCCCUGGCCCACCAAGAGACAGCUUUUUAUUUGGGCAUUCAACAACAGUGUUGGAGGAAACACGAAGUGAUAGAAAUCUUCACGACAAAUUCCUACAGUGGGCUGAAAUGUAUGGGCCAGUCGUUAGGAUUAAUACACUUCACGUUGUUGCAAUACUUGUGACAUGUCCAGAGGCUACUAAGGAGAUCUUGAUGUCCUCCAAGUACCCUAAAUCUAAAAUUGUAUUCAAACAACUCCAUGGACUUUUUGGAGAAAGGCUGUCUCUUGCACAAAGGCUCUCCCGCUCGCUCCAACCAGAAUUUUGAAGAGGUAUAAUGGGCGCCGCGCCAAGGUAGACAAAGUCAGAGUAAACAGUCAUUUUUUUUCCAUGCUUAUUCUGAUCAAGUUAUAAUUGAGAAUGUAAUGUGGGAGAAAGUAUUGGUUCAUUCAACCCUUUUUUUAUUUGUAAUUUCCAAUUCUCCAAAUCGUACACACUUUUCUCUAUUCCCCCAACAUAGGUUUCUUGGAAAUGGCUUGGUUACAGCUACCGAUCAUGAGCAGUGGUAUAAACAACGACGGAUUAUGGACCCUGCCUUCAGCAGUCUGUACCUCAGGGGUCUGAUGGGGACCUUCAACGACAGGGCAGAAAACCUCAUGGAUGAACUCACAAAGUUAGCAGACAGCAAAAAAGAAGCAAAGAUGCUCCAGUUGGUCAACCGUGUGACCUUAGAUGUCAUCACCAAGUUGGCCUUUGGAAUGGACUUGGAUCUCCACAAAAACCAUGAAUCACCUUUCCCUAGAGCCAUUGAGACGUGCCUGAAAGGCAUGGUUCCUUACGUCCGAGACAUGUUUUUUCAGCUAAACCCAAAAAACCGGCCGUUCAUCAAAGUGGUGAGGGAGGCGUGCCAGCUUCUGCGGACCACAGGGGAAGCCUGGAUCUCCAAACGGAGAACCGCCAUCCAAAAUGGUGAAGAUGUACCCAAAGACAUCCUCACUCAGAUCAUCAAAUCAGCUGGACAAGUAGAGGAAAUGACUAAAGAAGAUGAGGAUCUUAUGUUGGACAACUUUGUGACGUUCUUCAUUGCGGGGCAGGAAACUACAGCCAAUCAGCUUGCAUUCUGCAUCAUGGAACUAGCAAGAAACCCUGACGUCAUGGGAAAAGCGCAGAAAGAGGUGGAUGCUGUUCUUGGAAUGAAGCAGGAGAUUAGCUAUGAUGAUUUGGGAGAGCUGACCUACCUCUCACAGGUGCUGAAGGAGACCCUUAGGAUGUAUGCCACGGCUCCGGGAACUUCUCGUGAUUUGCCGGAGGACAUGACAAUCAGUGGUGUUCACGUACCUGCAGGAGUUAUGUGCAUGUUUGACUCCUACGUCUGUGGGAGGAUGGACAAAUUCUUCAAGGACCCACUGACGUUUGAUCCGGACCGGUUUCAUACUGACGCUCCCAAGCCUUACUACUGUUACUACCCCUUCGCUCUCGGACCACGCUCCUGUCUGGGACAGAAGUUUGCACAGAUGGAGGCUAAGGUGGUGAUGGCCAAGCUGCUUCAGAGGUUUGAGUUCAGCCUGGUGCCAGGACAGUCCUUUGACAUCCUGGACACUGGAACCUUGAGGCCUAAGAGCGGGGUCGUUUGCAACAUUGCACACAGGAAUCCCAACAUGUGAAACUUUAUUUUGCAAUGAGCAAUUCUUCAGGUGACCUCUCUCUUGGGGCAGGUGGGAAUCGGUUAGCGGGACUCCUAGCGAAAAAUAUACCGGGUUUGAUUCCCAACGACUGAAAUCUACCUGGUGCAUCCUUGAGAAAGAUGGCUCAAUCAAAUUCAUCAUUGUUUACUGAUUUUCCGCCAGCACGCAGCAUAGACCCAUAGAAGCUAUACAUAUGGUCUGCUACUAACUACAUGAUUCUCCAUCACGGAUCUUCAUCAACUAUUGUUUGUUAUGCCUAUACUGAGCUUCGAUUUAGUCACGUUUUUCUGCGAUAUGUCGAUGUCUUGCAGGAUUCUCUUGCUCGCCAGCUCUAUCCGUCUGUAACGUGUAUAAGAAAUACUUUGAAUAUUUUAUUGAAUUUCCUGCUGAAAUAUGUAUAUCAGUGGCGGCUGGUGGUUUUUAAAGUGAGGAAGGACUGCACGCUUGUUUGCCAUUGGCCUGCUUGCACAGUUGGUGUAUAUGGCGGCAUAAGAAUGUGAGACUCAAGUUGUUUCCGGGUGUUUUGGUGAACCACAACAUAGUAGGGAGGGAUAGUUAUGUGAAUAAAAUUGAUACAAAGCCACCAGUGGCAUCACUGUAAUUUGAAAGGCAGCAUGUCUCUGAAAUGGACUACAAGGGCAGAAGGAAAGGAUGCAAAGCCCAGUAGUCAAAUCAGGCCUAAUCUGGAUUUGUUAAAGUAAAUAAAAAAACCUGGGCCUAUUUUUGCCCUCAAUGACUGAAGUUAUUGGUUGUAAUUUAGCUAUGUCGCAUAGCAGCACCAACAUGAACUUGACACUUGUCGUUGCGUUUGGUUGCCCUAUCAAGAUUUUUCACAUCAGUCAAACCAUGAACAGCCCACGUUGGAGAUUUGCCAUUAUUCAUUAGCAAACAGGGACAGCAAUACAGUCGAUUGCUAGUAAUGCUACCAGUAAGCCAUGAGUACCUAGCAAACCAUGUAGCACCCACAACACUGACGAUGCCAUUACAUUUGGUGAUCUCGAUUUUGCGAAGUGGAAGUGGUCUGCCUUUUUCUUUGGUCGCUAACUUAGCACUGUAACUCAAUGAAUGGAAUGCUUUGUAAUUAAACAUGAACAAUGUCCUCUGUU